Messenger RNA from Tripterygium wilfordii, 662 nucleotides. RefSeq names its product transcription initiation factor TFIID subunit 10-like. Gene Ontology annotation, biological process: transcription initiation at RNA polymerase II promoter. Gene Ontology annotation, cellular component: nucleus; transcription factor TFIID complex; SAGA complex. The transcript has 6 exons. Gene Ontology annotation, molecular function: promoter-specific chromatin binding; RNA polymerase II general transcription initiation factor activity. Lineage: Eukaryota; Viridiplantae; Streptophyta; Magnoliopsida; Celastrales; Celastraceae. The coding region runs from base 72 to 488 and encodes 138 amino acids. The record is from RefSeq and is a predicted model, not a curated record.
GGGCGUGGGCGUGGGCGUGAGAUUGUGAGAGAAGCUGCUACUUGAAUACGCAUGUUUCCAGAACAUUGAAGAUGAACAAUAAUAAUCUUCAGCAAUCGAGUGACGGAAGACACGACGAUGAUGCUGCUCUUACGGAGUUCCUGGCGUCGUUAAUGGAUUACACUCCCACUAUCCCCGAUGAAUUGGUGGAGCAUUACCUGGGAAAGAGCGGAUUUCAGUAUCCCGAUGUUCGAUUAAUUAGGCUUGUAGCUAUUGCUACACAGAAGUUUGUUGCAGAGGUUGCAAGCGAUGCUCUCCAGCAAUGCAAGGCACGACAGUCGUCAGUUGUCAAGGACAAAAGGGAUAAGCAGCUGAAGGAUAAGCGUCUUAUAUUGACUACGGAGGAUCUGUCGAAAGCACUACAUGAGUAUGGGGUUAAUGUGAAGCACCAAGAGUAUUUCGCUGAUAGCCCUUCUACUGGGAUGGAUCCAGCUUCUAGGGAUGAAUGAGCUAGAACUAGCAUCGUUGAACUUGUACUCAUUCAUUUCCUGUUUGAAGUCCUUCUUGGGAUUUUUGUAUGUUCACGAGUAAUGUCGCUGCUGUUGCUUGUUUCUUGGUCUUUCUUGUGCAUUUCAUUUGUUGAUUGUUAUUAUUUCAUUUAAGGUGGUUUUACUUUAUUGAUA